Spirometra erinaceieuropaei is the source of this 8190-nucleotide messenger RNA. NCBI's taxonomy places the organism in Eukaryota, Metazoa, Platyhelminthes, Cestoda, Diphyllobothriidea, Diphyllobothriidae. The record is from the annotation of a GenBank genome assembly.
AUGGCACUAGAUGGUGUACCGGCAAAAGUCAUCGCCAUAAUCAAGACCUGUUAUCGCUCUACUACUGCGAGAGUUCUGGCCCGCAACAAUCUUCCUCAGUCGUCUGGUAUUCGGUCUGGCAUUCGGCAGGGUUGUAUCCUGUCGCCCAUUCUGUUCAACUAUGUUAUUGGCUGGAUCCUCGUGAGGGCCCUACACGAGAGUGACGGCGUUGAGUUUGCACCCGGACACCGACUGACUGAUCUCGACUAUACCGAUGAUAUUGUCACACUUGCAUCAAGUUUUCGUGAUCUGCAGUCUAUGGUGUCACGCGUGAACGAGUUCGCUAAAUCGGUCGGCUUAUUCAUAAACUCUGGGAAGACCAGAGCGCCUUCAAGCUGCAUCUCUCACCAGGAGAAGGCAGCUCUCGGGAUUGAUGGCUGUAAACUUGAGGUCGACAGUUUUAAAUACCUCGGGUCGAGGCUGCUGCCUAAUGGACAGAGUAAGGACGGGUUUUCUCAAGUCCUAGAAAAUGCCUAUGGAUCCGACGCCACAUCUCCAACGCCACUAAGAUUCGCGUGUAUCGUGCAUCUGUCCGGUCUGUCCUUCUCUAUGCUCAUGAAUGCUGGGAUUUGUGUGUGGAGGGCGAGCGAAAACUGGAGGUAUUUGACCACCACUGCUAGAGGAUCAUCCUUCGAGUGAAGUACACCGACUUCCUCUCAAAUGAGACAGUCUGCGCUCGCUGCGACAGCAUCGAAAGGAUAACCCAGACCAUCAAAGAAAGGCGAUUGAGGUGGUUUGGGCAUGUUCUUCGCCGUCCUCCUCAGGAGCUCAGUGUUACUGUCCUCGAUUCGGCACCGUUACCCAAUUGGAGGCGUCGAAGAGUGAGUAAACUCAAAGCCUGGCUCGACACAGUUCAUCAAGACAAGGAGGUGGUUCUUGGACCUUCGGUAUUCGGUCUCCGUCAUUGGCGAAGAGAAUGGGUUGAACAACCCAGAUCUGCUGCCGCAGAUCAUCACGCGCGGAUAGGAACAGUAUAGGAUAUCAUCGAGGCCGGCUAAAUCAGGUAUGAUCGCAGUCGUACCAAGUACAAGUAAGUAUUUUAAAGUAAUCCCGUGAAUGUACUUCUGGGUGUUGUUACUGUUGUGGCUAGUAUUUAACCCAGAGGUUGUCGAUUAGAAUCUUUGUGUUACAGAAAGGGGAGCUGGCAAUGCAGCAGUAAAGGACGUCCGAGGAGCGAGACGAGUGGCGAGUGGGAAAGGAGCAUUUGUAGGAGUAACUAGGGAGACUAAAUUGGCCGAUCUGACAGCAGCAGCAUGGACUGCCGGAAGACCGGAAGAGUUAAUGCUGCCGCUACCCUCACUGCCACUGGAACCCGUCUCGAGGCGAGUUCUUUUUACUGAUGGUGACGAGGCGGAGAGGGAAUUCAGACCAGAUCUACGACGGGGAUUACGCAUGAGGGACUUGUACCCCGCGGCAUAAGGGAGUUUUUGAGCACCACUGAUGUCGAUAGUAGCUUGUCCUAGAGGAGGAGAGACUCCGAUGUUGUGGACAUUCAUGGCGGGUAUGAAGUCGGCGGCUGCCGCCGCCGCCGGAUAUUGCGAGACCACUAGGGAGAUGAAAGGCUCGGUGUUAUUUGAAAAAUCCAAGUGCGGAAUUGUCCACUAACAGCGGCCAAAGCUUGGGCUUGCAGUGUCACGUGCAAGAAGUUUCGGGUUGAUAUACAAAUACCUUGUGUCGCAGCUGGGCGAUCGCGCUUUCGAUCCCUUGGUUCUGCGGAUAAGGUUACAUCAGGUUUAUGUGGAUACAACCUGUAUCGCAGCAAGCUAGGUGGGAGAGUUCAAAGCCAUAUAACUAUGAGUUGGAGACUAUAAAUUUAAAAUACAAUUUGAAUUCAGACCACUUUAUAAAGUUCUGAGUAUUGAGUUCAUCAAGACUGCUUUCUGCGGAGAUUAUCUUUGCAUCACCUUACACCCCACUCUGACUCUCCUUUAAACGACAUUUUGACGUUAGUGGUUGGUUAGUCCAUUGCCUGUGUACCAAUGGCUUUUCUGUCCUGAGGAACUGUUGCCCUCUUAGUCAAGACUAGGGUCUAUGCUUGAUUCCUCUCAGCUGAACCGCUUUCAUACAAAAGGAAUUUCUUGGGGAGCACCUACGCUCCGAACGUCAGGUCCACUGUCACUUCACAUACAGAGGGUCAGACUCUUCGACUAUGAAUCCCUCGCAAUUGCGCAUGUUAUCAUACUAUGCAGACUUGCUUGGAGCUCGGUUAAUCCGAAUGUCGUCUGAAGCUAAACGUUGUGUUCCCAACAAAAGCUCACGCCAGCCCAGUUUGCGUUGUUUGCCUCGAUACCGCCUCCAAACUGGUGUCAGCAGAGCUACUUUGUCUGAAUGUGAUAUGUUCCCCCAAGAAAAAAUAGACAAAUCGCGGUGGAUACCCAGUCCGAAAGGCAGCUUCAGCAUGACAAAUUUAUUUUAUGGCUGUGCACGACUGUCAUGUCACAGUGUCGCCAUAAUACCUUACAGCACCUCAUGCAAUAGACACUGUCAGACCCAAAACCCUCGCAUCCUUUUAGCAUUACUGUUGGUAGGCCACGACUGUAAGCCACAGCAGGCUACCGCCGAGGACGCUACCAUUACCAGUCACCCAUAGACGGGACGAGGAGCCAGUAGCUAGACCAACAGACAGCCNAGCGCUGAGAGGGGAGAUGCGAUAGUGACCAGCUCGGAAAUCUAGGAUUUCAGGCUCUCUGUACGAUCGUCAUCUUGCAGGUUCGUUGGUGCAUCGCGAAGAAAUCCUCAUGAUGCUUUUCGCUCAUUCGGACAAGGAGAGUUGACGUGAGGGAUGUUGCUAUAUAUUUUCACCCCUCUUGCCUACAGGACAUGUCAUACUUGCUUUUAUUCGUGCUUGUUACAGCUGGGAUAGUACCGGACCUAGCCAGCCUCGAUGAUAUAUCUGAUCAUGCCACGUCGCGCACGACAGCCCACGGCGGCUUGUCUGGAGAGAUCACACCAGACUCCUCCAGUGGUGCAGGUAAAGUGCUGGUCGAAGAACCGCCUCCAUGUUUAUACGUACUGUGCGGAGCCGGGUUCUGUGUGGGCAGCUGUGUUAGUCCAAGGGCAACGAUACAGACCUCGUGGGGCAAACGGCGAUGAACGUGCCUACACCACGUAAGUCGUUUUCCUGCGAUACCCUCGCAAUGUUGCUGCAGCGAAUAGGAAGUGUUACGCUAAAAGCGAAGUCAAUAUGCGUCUCAUAAAUGAUAGUUCUCGGGCGACGGCAGUCAAACCCAGCUUUCUAUCAUCCGCAUGGCUCAGCAUUCGUAAGUGUAGAGGAGGACUGGCUGGACGGGGGCCCGGUUCAUUCAAGUCUUUCCGGCGGCAGAGGUGUUUAAUUGGACCAGUAAACGCCUCCUAAAGACCAAAAACAUAAACAGCAUUUAUCCCUGAGGCGAUGUCUUCUCUGUUCUGCUCAUUGGGUAGCAGCCUCUCCGAGGUAUUCGGAAGUGUCCACGGCUUCAAGUUGGCAACAAUGUUAUCCACAGCCUUGAUGUAUAAGCCGUCAGAUCUAUUGACAUUAUUCACCCACAUCAGUAGGCUUUGUAGGCCAUCAAAACAUGGCGCAAGCGAUAUCGGCAGCAGGGUCCAAGUCAGUUAGCUGGCGUUUGGGUGCGAGAAUUCAGAUAAUGGCGUAUCGAAACAAUGGGCAACAGAAUGCAAUCGCGUCUAACAUUCUUCCCUCACAAAAACUGCCAAAGAUGGUGUACUGCCGGAGUCACAUUACCACCACACCGUCAUAGAGUUGCCCCAACACUUGCGCAAAUCGUUUCGGACGAACUAUUACCUGCACCUGGUACAGAUGUGAUGAUGCCGGACCUAGUAGACCUCGAUAAUGUCGCAGGUUAUGUCUCUCCACGCGUGACAACCCGUAGCGGCAAAUCAGGAGAGAUCGCCCCAGAUUCCUCAUCAAUGAUGUAGAUCAAUUACCGGCCGAAAAACCAUCUCGAUGUCUCAACAGACUGUGCUGAGCAAGGUUUUAAGUUGACCCCUUCUUCGAUGCCUCCAGACGGUCAGCCGUGUCAAUCUAAGGGCAGCAACACUGGGUUCCUGGGGCGAACGACGAUGAACCUACCUAAACCACUUCAGUCGUUUCUCUUGGAUGGCCUGAGAUACCCUCGCAAUAUUGCUGCAGCGAGUUCGAACUGUCUUAUUAGGGACAAAUUCACCAUACUCCAUGUGAGGAAUGGUUUUCAAGCAACGGCGGCCAAACACUUCACUCUUCCAUCAUUUACGUCUAGGAGUCACCAUUCAUAACCGUACAGGAAGAUUGGCCAGACGGAAGCCCGUUAAGUGUAGGUCUUCUUAGUGCGGGAGAUAUUGAGUCGAGCCCAUGGGCACUUCCCAAGACUUGUGAAAACACCGCGUGCAACGUUUAUUCCGGAGAGGUUAUUGUCUCUGCUCUGCACAAUUCGCAUAAGCAUCUGUCCGAGGUAUUUGAAACUGCCCACUCUAUUAAGUAGGCAACACCUUGUUUUCCACAGCCUUGACGAAUAAACAGUCUGAUUUAUCGACAUGAUUCACCCAUGACAGUAGGUUUUGUAGGGUAGUGACAUUAAUAGCAUGAUUCAGGCCAGUUAGCUGGCGCUUGGGUGUGAAAUCGACACCAUGAGGUCCGUGUAGAAACACUCGGAAUUCAACUAAUGGCGUAUCUAAACAGAAUGGGCAACAGCAUACAAUCGUGUCUAACGCCAGAGGGAAUAGCGAGCGACUGUGAAAGACCGCUUUGAACCGGAAUUUGCCCACCGGUGGUGAUAAAGAAGGUCUUAAUUAUGAAGACAACAGUCAAUGAAGUCAACAAAAUAGGUAACCAUUGGUCGCUGGUAGUAAUGGUGGAGUCGGGAAGUGCGCCGCGAUAUGAAUACUUGAUCAAUGCAUACGUGCCCAGCUCGGGACUUGGCUUAUUUGGAUCUCGUACCAGAGGCACGCAUAUUGAAACAGCCUAAGAAUUAGAAUGGGGACGGCGUUUGCAAUAAGAUCGAUGAGAGUCAUUCUGUGGUAGUUCUCAGACUUUUUUAUCUCCCCUCUUGAUGGCGGGCACAGGGGUAGCCAAUCUCCUGUCAUCGGGAACGAAAUCAUCUCCUCACUCCUGUUAAACCACCUCAUGAAGCCAGGGCGCCAAUGUCAACUAAAGACUUGUAGAUUUCAGAAGAAUACUAUCCUCUAAGCGCCUUUUGCGCAGUCUCCGUAUCGUAUCGACGAAUUCCCCCAAGAAUUGGGGUCACACGACACUGCAGACUGGAGAGGGCUGAGAAUCUGCUGUAAGGGAGAGCAUUGAGAUGAUGGGUUAGCAAUCGAAGUCGUGAAGGUGCUGGGGAGUUUACACUAGUGCUCUGCUCUGACUGAAUAAUCGUCAAUAAGGUUUCAGCCAAAAUCUGGACCGGAGUCACUCAGUGCCGAGGGGCAACAACCGAUUAUGGUGGACGAUUCUAUAGAGUUAUUGAGUGUUACUAACGCUCAAGGCCCGCUCCCAUGAAGGUGUCCACUUCAGCCUAAUAAUUGUCGAGGACACCUCAGGCUGAUUUCCGGAGUUGGUGAGAAGAACGAUCUCACCGAUCUCAGGAACGAAAGACCCGCUGCCACGGCAAGAAACUUCUAGAGUCGUUUGUCGGAUCUGGUGCAGUUGCGGACAAAGCAACUACGUCGGAUAAACCGGAAGACAGCUCCGAACGAGAAUGGCCGAACACGCUGCAGUGGUGCGGAGAAAUGACACUAGCUCUCAAGUCGCGGCUCAUUCGACGAGAUCCGGCCACACAGUCAAAUUUGACGAGGCCGCAAUUCUCGCAAGAGGUGACAACUGCGUGAGCGGGGAGCUUCUUGAGUCAUGGUUUACUGCCCCCUGUUCAUUAACAAGUGCAAUGAUCUUCCCCUUCCAUACUCGGUGCUGAGAUUUCGCCUAGGCGGAGUAAUUAGUCACGCGGGGGGCGUACAGGUGAACACUUUUCCCAACACCAGGGUCGAUGGGUCAGAUGGUCGAGCAAUCAUCACACCAACAUCCAACGCACGUGAGGAGAUUGCAGCAUUUAACGGCGCGAAUAUCGGCCAUCAAACUGUCAUCACACCACGUGCAACGAUCCCUAAUGAAGGGGGGAGCCGUAAAUAUUAAUAGGUAUGCGGUAGCAUGACGACUGCAUCCUUUAAAUACUGCAGUCCCUUGUGCACGAACCGCCGGUAUCUGCUUUUGUCUCUGAUGAUGGGGUGGAGUAGGAAUCCGAAACGUCAGACGAAUAAAGCUCUUGUCCCAUCGAUCGUGUCUCCUUCCUUAAGAACGAUCUUUGUUUCACCUAACUGGAUUUGUACGUACAGGCAGCUCUAAGGUUCUCCAGCUGGUUCAGUCACCACGGUGACAUUGGGUGAAUCCGUGACUCCCUUCAAAUUCCCCGGACUGAGGAUUUUAGUGAUAGUUGUUUGCUACUGCCAUUUUUACGCGGGUCGCAAAACGAGGCCGGUGUUUAAUGCCGAGUUCGGCUAUGCUGGGCUGUCCUAGUCAUGUGACAUUAGGCUGUCCUGCACGUGAUAAUUUCAGCGCGGAAGAAAGGUGAACUUUCAGGCAUGUGUGAACAAGAAUAUGGUCUGACCUAUGAGGUUUACCAUCGCGCACACAUCUACGACACUUUGAAUUAACUAGACUGUAGUCAAUCUGGCUGGUCAAACUAUCAUGUGCUGUGGUGCUGGAAGGAGCUGUUAUUGACGAUUAGUCGCAAGAGAGUCAAGCUUGGAGCAGCUAAUACGGUGACCUUUUUAACAGUUGCCUGACCUAGGCUCGGCAAGCGAGUGUCUCCGCCAACUCUUGCGGAUGCAAGUAAAAAGCCUUUUAACCGUGCUGGUAAGCACCUGAUGUUGGUGCAUGCAGGGAUACGGAGAAGAUGCCGCGAAACGUCUUUCCAACCGUGUGUGGGCCGACUGUCCCACGCAAGCAGCGUAUGGUUUAUUUGUUGCGAGAUGGCGAUCGCAACACCGCAUCACCAGACGAGUUGUGUAGGCCUCUGUAUUACAAAAAGCGAGAUAGAGUUGCAUCCCGGAAUCUUGAUUUUCCGAAAGCCCGAGUUCAAAAGUCGAACUUAAGACGGGCAGAGGACACCCACGCUGUACCGAUAAAUUUCAAGUGUCGGCAGGUAUUGGGUAGUAGAGUUCAGAGACGUUAGUACAUAACACCACUCAAUAUCAAGAAUCCGUCACCGACUGAGUAGUCCAGCCCGCAAACUAUUCACCGUAGCCAUUCCAUGCUGAAAACUGCAUUCUGUAAAAGGUCGAGCUAAUAUUAGGGGUCCGAUCUGCGAUUUCUCAUGGACUGCGGAGAUUCUGAGAACUGUGGCGCCAAGAUAAAAUAAUUUGUCAAAAAGGUCGCGGGGACCGCAGGUUCGCUGUCGGUUCAAUUUUUACAUCCGUAGGCGAACCCCUUUGCUCGUCUAACUUAGUUUUGGCGUUGUAUGUACAGUGAUUGGUCAGCAGAAUGACGUGGGUCUUUUCGUUGUGAAAAUCUUCAUACAUAUUCAAAUAUUGUUUCCACAGUUUUCAUAUAUGUUCCCACAGUUACUAUAUCUGGCACUUACUGUUCUUCUAUCCUAUUGGUUAUUCGUUUCAUUGGUCUCUGGUCUAUCAUAAAUUUGCAGGCGGCGGAGUCUUCAAUUGCCUUUCAUUCAUUCAGACAUGCCUUUUGUUUAUUUUUCAUUUAACACGUUCGCUUCCGUUGCUAUAUAUGGGUAGAAGAAGAAUUUCAGCGGAAAUAUAUCUAUUUUUAAGUGUUAUUGUAUGAAUUUCGCUCCCCCCUACGCGUUGAUGUCCCACCCGUAAAACUCCUACUACCACCAUUCCCGUAUUACACGGGCCUGACAUUACUGGUUGCGAAGUGGGGUUGCACAACUUACCGUUGCCCCCUUUUCUUUUAGAUUGUCAGUGGAGCAACCGACCGAAAAGGAAAACGACGCUAGUCGUUCGAGAACUAUCGCGCUACAAGGUACACAUUGCUGCUCUCACGGAGACCAGCUUCUCCGAACAGAGAAAACCGGGGAAAUGGGUGUCGGAUAUACCUUCUUCUUGAGCAGCUACCAAAAGGCAGAGCGACGCGACACUGGUGACGUCUUUGUCAUCCGAAACGACAUCGCGGGACGACUGCCCUGUCCGCCACACAACAGCAACAAUCCUGCGCCCGCAUAA